CAGACCGUCACCCAUUCAAAUGGCCCACCAUUUUUGCCACGUCACAAAUCUCUCCCUCCAUGUCUGUUUCUCUCUCUUGACACCGCUGCGCGUCUUUGUGACUCAUGACAGGUCCGAAGAUUCCAUCUUCCAACCUCAUCACUACUCCAAAUUAGGCCAACCGUUGAGACCCGCGUUACUCUCUCUCUCUCUCUCUGCAUCUGCAAUUUCUUCCUCCCCAUUUUCUUAGAAGGUGCGAAAGAGAGAGAACCCAAACGGAUUUCUCAAUCCAAAGGGGUCCAAAAUCUAUCAUUGAUUCCUUUCCUCACAUUCCUCCACACCAGUUACUCCAAAAAAGGACCCACAUUUAUUCGUUUUAAUAAUUUCUUUCUUGGGGGCGGCUCAACAAACAUUGAAAACCCUAGAUAUGGGGUUACCAACUUCAUGCCAAGCUGAACAACAAAGAAAGGAACGAUUUUGAGACCGACCCAAUUCGAUUAGGCGGUCGCAGAUUCAAAGGGAAAGGAAGAGAUACAAAUAAAUCAAGAAAUAAUAAAGAGGGUUAGAUGCGGAAAAAACCCUCUUUGGAACUGGAAGAAACCCUAAUCGAAAAUUUGAAGAACCCUUUGAUCUUUGUUCCAUGGAUUCGACGUUUUCAACCUUGGGUUUUUUGAUCUUUGCUCUUACACUUUCUUUCUAUGCCUUUGUUGUUCAAUCAGAGAUAACAGUUGUGCACAUUGAUAGAUUAGCAUCUCCGGCGCCACCGCCACCACCACCUCCACCUCCACCUCCACCUCCACCACCUCCGCCACCGUCCGAUGCGCAAGCGAGCGAGCUGGGAUCUCCGCCGCGCGAUUAUCACCGCUACUGGAUCCCUCCGCCGCCUCCGUCUCGACAGCAAAGCGGAAUGAACACGGGGAAGAAAGUUGGGCUCUUGUUUGUAGGAAUUGUGGCGGUUAUGCAGAUUGCCAUGGUUAGUUUCUUGGUGUUCCAGAGAAACCAGCUUCUUAAGGGAAAUGACAGAUAUGAGAAUUAUUCUUGAAACAAAAAGAUUUUGUUUUUUCCAUAUCAUCAAUCAUCGAUUCGUUUUAAUUUGGUGGGUUUUGAGGCUUUAAAUUCUUUAGUGGCUGCAUUAUAAAUUUGGGGUUGGGACUGAGAUUAGCAAGUGCAUCAGAUUUUGGAAAGAGAAAAAGCAUUGGUGGCUUGAAUUCAAAGAUAUGAAUCUGAGGAAUGAUAUUUGGGAAGAUUUUAAAAAAAUGGAAAAAAUUUGUGCAUUGAUGAUUCUCUCAUUGGCGGCCCCUAGGUGUUACUCUGUAUAGUGGUAAUGUUAGUUUGAUGGGGCUUCCUUUUUUUUUUUUAUGUUUUAAAGUUUCACUCCUUUUUACUAUGUAGUUUCUUUUUUUUUUUUUUUUAAAUAUUUUCUCUAACAUGCUCAAUGUACAAUAGUGUUAGGAACCUUUGAAGGAUUAACAAUGACAAAGCUUUGAUAUUCUUUGUUUCUCUCA
Arachis ipaensis is the source of this 1484-nucleotide messenger RNA. RefSeq lists its product as uncharacterized. The record is from RefSeq and is a predicted model, not a curated record. Lineage: Eukaryota; Viridiplantae; Streptophyta; Magnoliopsida; Fabales; Fabaceae.